Prosopis cineraria is the source of this 1060-nucleotide messenger RNA. Its product is annotated as aquaporin TIP2-1. Lineage: Eukaryota; Viridiplantae; Streptophyta; Magnoliopsida; Fabales; Fabaceae. Gene Ontology annotation, biological process: transmembrane transport; water transport. The record is from RefSeq and is a predicted model, not a curated record. The transcript is spliced from 3 exons. Bases 114 to 860 code for a protein of 248 amino acids. Gene Ontology annotation, molecular function: water channel activity. Gene Ontology annotation, cellular component: membrane.
AGAAGCCCUUCAUUCCAUAUUCUUCUUGACUCUCAACACUUCCCUAUUAUCUUCUCUCUCACUCUAUCUCUCUCCACCUUGAAGAAGGAAUCCUCUAGAAACAUUCUGAAGAUAUGGCAGGCAUAGCUUUCGGACGCUUCGAUGAUUCUUUCAGUCUGGGAUCCAUUAAAGCCUACCUUGCUGAGUUCAUCUCAACCCUCCUCUUUGUUUUCGCUGGCGUUGGUUCUGCCAUGGCCUAUGGGAAGUUGACAAGCGAUGCAGCACUGGAUCCUCCAGGGUUAGUAGCAGUAGCAAUCUGCCAUGGAUUUGCUUUGUUUGUUGCAGUCUCAGUUGGAGCCAACAUAUCUGGAGGCCAUGUGAACCCAGCAGUGACCUUUGGUUUAGCUCUUGGAGGUCAGAUCACAAUCCUCACUGGUAUCUUCUACUGGAUUGCUCAGCUUGUUGGCGCCAUCGUCGCUUGCUUCCUCCUCAAGUUUGUCACCGGAGGCUUGACAACUCCGACACACAGUUUGGCUGCCGGAGUCGGAGCAAUAGAAGGAGUGAUUAUGGAGAUUAUCAUCACUUUUGCUUUGGUCUACACUGUGUAUGCUACAGCUGCUGAUCCCAAGAAGGGUUCUCUUGGGACCAUUGCUCCCAUUGCCAUUGGCUUUAUUGUUGGAGCCAACAUCCUGGCGGCCGGCCCCUUCUCCGGCGGGUCGAUGAACCCUGCUCGGUCCUUUGGCCCUGCCGUAGCUAGUGGUGAUUUCCGUGACAACUGGAUCUACUGGGUUGGACCUCUCAUUGGUGGUGGCUUGGCUGGCCUUGUCUAUCCCAAUGUUUUCAUGCACUCUGAACAUGCACCUUUGGCUAAUGAGUUCUGAUUCUGAUAUUCUGAUUCUGAUCGAUACACAUUCCUGUUUGUUUUCUCUGUAAUAAAAGGAGGAAGAAGCAUGAGGCAUGAGUUGCUUGCUUUUUCCUUCUUUGACAUCUUUGUUUCUGUUGUAAAGCCUUUCUGGGGUUAAUUUAUCAUCAUGAUCUGUAAGAUUCAGUAGGUUGGCGUAUGUGAAGUAGUGUUUUUUGA